AUGAUGUGGUUUAUCGUACACGCCGCAUUCCUCGCCGCUUUCUUCCCAGAGUCUGCUCAUGCGGAUUCCCAAGAUGAUUUUGCCAACAACUUGUUUUCAGACUUGGGACCGGUGCUGGCUCUUUUCGGCGAGAAGGUGACGAUGCAAUUCAUGAGUGAAGCUAUAGGAUGGGCGGACAGCAUCAUCUUGGCCAUGGCCCCAAUUGGUAUUCUUACCAUUAUUGUUGCUGCCAUUAGGGUUGCCGGUCCCUUAUGGCUGAAGGCUGUGGUUGGGAGAGCCAGAGAGAGCGUCGCAGCCGCUGAAAUGGAGUUGAUGUCUUCAACCUCUGAAGAGGUUUGUGAGCUCUACAACGGCCAGAGUAUUGUUAGGUGUCAAGGGAAGCCAAACAUAUGGGAAUUUAUACUGCUUUUUACGAAGCGCAGAGACGGUGAUCGACCAGAUGAGCCCCCAAUCGUUGAAUUCAAAACACUUCGGCAGGCUUGGGGAAAGGACAUCGUCGACGGAACGGUUUUGGUCCCUUUCCGAUGUAAAAACACGCAUGCCGGCCGCAAAAGACACGAUACAGAGACCGGACGCAACACGAAUUCAUCAGAGAAAGCAAAGACCCCCGCCCGAUGGGAUAUCAAAGUAAUUCGAGACAUCACGACUUCUGCGCCAAAUAUAACUCUAAACAGCCACAACAAUGUCAGCCGAGUUCCAGUCCAUGUCACUGCUGUUUUCGCUACUCUACUUCAGGCUGGUUUAAUUGUCUUCUUCGGUAUCAUAACGUAUCAUCCAGACUUCAAGGGCAACUAUCUGAAAGAUGAGCAACCUGUGGAAGACUCAGCGUUUCCUCUGGUUGCAAGUGGGACGGCGCUACUAGUUCUGGGCCUCUUCAUUUGCGGCCAUGUCAUUGAAGCUAGUACAGCAGAGGAUCGGUAUAGGCCAUCCGUUGAUGGCGAGAUAGCCCAGAUUAUGUGGAUUCAGCGGGGUCAAACAGUUGGAGAUCAAGUCUUCAGACCAUACGCAACACUGCCAAAAUCAAAGCGAAUCGUCAUUACUACUUCGCGGCGAAGGGUUGGAGAAAACCAGAUGGAGACAUCUGCUGCUAGUCAUGCUGAUACUGAGGCUCCUUGCGAGGAUGGAAUGACUCAGCCUGAGAACUUCAGUGUUGCAGCUCAUGUGGAAGAGAAAGCAUCCAUUCUGGAUCGAGUAGGCGGGAAGUGGAAGCGGAAUCCAAUGAGGAACUGGGUUGUCGAGCAUAUGGACGAGAUAAAGACGGUUACUGGCACUGGCGUGAGUCUCCUUGGCUUCAUCGUGCAGUUUGUUGGGCUCCGAAAGAUGAAUUGGGCCGCGUCUGUGGCACAACUUGCUGCUGUGCUCAUCAUGGUUGGAGUGAGGGCGUGGAUUCGGCGAGGCAUAUCAAAGCCUUUGGUGCAUCGGGAGCUGGCCCCGGAUUCUGAGUUGGAAUGGCUGGCCUUGGUUCUAGGCGGCAUAAAUCACGAUGCUGACCCGUGUUUUGAGUUUUUGAAACCAAUGUCAAGCUGGGGACAGAAGUCAAAGACACCGGGGAAGCAGGCACAAACAGACAUACAUACAAGGUCUUGGACCAUUGAUACAGACAUAAACCAGGAUGUUUAUCCAUUGAGUGUUGCAAGCAAACCAGGUAGCCGAAUGGCAAAUGAAACACCUAGGUCGCGGGCCCAGUCUGUUUUGGAGAUUCAUCGAGAACUUGGCAAGCUCUCUAAUUGCCGGGGCCAAUAUUUCGACCUGGCCAUCCGUCUUGCGAAUUGCAUGGAGGCAGCUAUGAAGCUGCUGCCUGCAUCUCAAUUCAAGGGCGAGACAGCUCUUUCUUGGUUUAUUCGGGCACAAGAUGGUAUUGGAGAUCAACCCCAAUGGAUUUCUUUUCACAUCAACCGCGACGCUGACUCAAGUCCGUGGAGACUCGCCGUUGAUGAGGUGGCGUCUGCGUUGUCCCUCUGGGUUUACUCUGCACAACAAUGUGCCCGCAAAAACAGGACGCCGGAUACAAAAAUCAAUUCCAAUCACCUGAAUAGGAAUGAUGACACAUGGUUUCGGAAGACGGGGCCAAAGUCACCUUUGGGUCUUAGAGCACUGGGGCCGGGAAACGUUAUUCCCAUUGAGCAGCUUAUCCAAGAUCUCAUGUGGUGGGUUCCUGAUAAUCUAGACGGAAUCAUUGGAGUCCGGGAGAUUGGACGAGGUGACCCUGAAGGUCGUGUAUCAACAAUGCGAGUGGGCAGUAGCCAAGUGGUUGGUUACCCUUCGCUCCACGUCCAGCACAUAAUCGGGCGUCAAUGUCGCGAAUACGAUCGGGUUUUUCGCUUGUCCAAAGUUGAUGUGGAAAGUCGAAGACGGCGACGACUGGAAAUAUUACCAGAAAUGUCCGAAGAACGCGAUUCUGAUGAGCUUUGGGAAAAGUCUCGUUAUCCUGAAAUUGACGAGGUAGAGUACAUAGAGCCCGGCACAAUGCUAGCUAUCGAAUCUUAUGGCGACCUUGAGGACUUAUAUGCAAAGACGUUGCUUUGCUCGUUUCUGCGGUCCGUUGCCAAAACGUUAGAUGAACCCUUGGAAGAACAAGAAGAGGUACAGACCCGGGUGCUCCCACCCGCUGAGACAAAAACACGGAACCAGGCGCAGCUUUGGCACAAGAGUAUUGCCGAGCUGGCGAGUCAGAUCCAACAGAAUGGGCUGGGAUCUUCCCUUGAAGCACACCUUGGCAUCGUGUGGUCUCUCAGUCUUGAAGAAAGACUACCAUUUCCAAAGCCUGUCUUUGAUUCUGCUUUGUCAAAAGCAAGCGAAUUCUGGAGGUGUCGAGAUUUGAAAAUGGCGAGGCUCCCAUAUCUGUGGCUUUGGUAUCAGUGCAAGUGCUUCUGUGCGAGCCAACGACCAAUUUACGCCCACGCGAUAGCAUGUUUGAUAGAGCACCUCAAGGAUAUUCACCACCAGGAAGACAUAGCAUUUGUCAUGCACAAACCAAGAAAUACAACAGGCAUCAUACAUGACUGGAUCUGGAGCAUUCUUCAUGUCGAAAGCACAAAGAACCGUCAAGUCUUAUCUCGGCUGUCACUCCUUUACGCACCUGGGCGACACCCAUGGCCCCGGAAUCUACAACCCAUUGCUCUCACUCGCCCAGGAGACACAAUCCGAGGAGAAGGCUGGAAAAAAGCCCUCAAAAUCAGUGAAUUGCAUCAAAAGGUGCUGGAUCGCACAAAGAAACUGGACUAUGAGAGUAUCCAACAUUUUGGAGAUUUUCUUCGCUUAAGAGAUGCAACUGGGUGGACGCCUCUUCACUACCUCGUAUCAACAAGAGAAGCUGAUGCUGUCUACACGUUGCGACGAAUCCGUUGCAUCCCAUCAUAUCAGUUAGAGAUUGACAAGAAGGAUCUGCGAGGAUGGACAGCUUUGCACUAUGCUUGUUGGUACAGCUGUCGUGACGCGGUGCGUGAACUGAUCCAAAUCGGCGCCAGCAUUUCCUGUCAAGGGUUCGACGGCGCCUCACCCUUUCAUUGCGCCAUACGAUAUGAUGAAAACGACAAGAACAAUGACAACAGCAAUGAGAUUCUGGAAACUCUCCUUCACUGGCAGAAAUCGGGAGUGAAUGGUGGGACCAACAGUCGUCCACAGUCUCUUCUAGACCAUAAUGGGGAUGCCGCAAUCCACUUGGCCGUCCUAGCAGGCAAGCAGAGGGCAGUAGAAAUAUUGGUGGACGACAAGGACUUGUGCGACAAGAGAGGAAUGACGCCACUUCACAUCGCUGCUGCUUGCGGUAGGGUGGAUAUUGCCAAAAUACUCAUAAACAGCAAGGCUGAUAUUGAGGCUGGGAACUGGGGGAAAGGAACCCCUUUACACCAAGCUGUUUAUUCCGGAGAGGUAGGCGUGGCGAAGUUUCUCUUGGCCGUUGGGGCCAAUCUUGAGGCGAAGACGAUGUCGAACAAGACCCCUUUACAUGCAGCUGUUGAGGGUGAAAAUGUAGACAUGGUGAAAUUGCUCUUGGACAUUGACGCUGAUAUUGAGGCGAAGACGUCGUGGAAUGAGACCCCCUUGUAUAUAGCUGUUGAGCGUGGAAGCGCCAAGAUGGUGAAAUUGCUCCUAGAGGCUGGGGCGAAUGUUGAGGUGAAGACAAUGUUGGAUGAGACGCCUUUACACGCGGCUGUUAAGGGUGGAAAGGAAAAGAUGGUGAAAAUGCUCCUGGAGGCUGGGGCGAAUACCAUGGCGACGGAUAAAAGCAAGAAAACUCCUUUGCACCUGGCUAGCAAAGUGGAGAUCAACAAGUUACUCUUGGCCGCCGGGGCUACCAUCGACGAGGUCAACAUUACCGCCUUGCAUCAGGCUAUUUACAGAGAAGAGUUGAAAAGAGUCAAGGAGCUUCUGGAACACGGGGCUGAUGUUAAGGCGCUGGCUAUGAGGGAUCGACCACUUUUACCCUUGGCUGUCAGGAUUGGAAAGGCAGAAUUGUUGAAAACACUUAUAGAGGCCGGUGCUGACCUUGGCGCGGUGAAUGAGGAGGGUGAAAAUGCUUUCGAGGAGGCUAAUCGGGAAGGAAAGGUAGAGUUAGCGCAGAUGCUUUGGAGAGCCGGGGCCCGGGGGUCCGGAUGGGCUCAUAGCAGCAGAGGAAUGGCUGAACUUAUGUAG
Molecule: messenger RNA, 4632 nt
Organism: Metarhizium acridum CQMa 102
Lineage: Eukaryota; Fungi; Ascomycota; Sordariomycetes; Hypocreales; Clavicipitaceae
Source: RefSeq, a predicted model, not a curated record